AUGAGCUUGGAGAAGUGCCAAAAUAUAACAUCUUUGAAUCUCAAUUUAGAGGGUAAUAACUUUGGUGCAGAUGAGGCUAAGAACAUUGGAAUGAGCUUGGAGAAGUGCCAAAAUAUAACAUCUUUGAAUCUCUAUCUAAUGGGUAAUAACUUUGGUGCAGAUGGAGCUAAGAACAUUGGAAUGAGCUUGGAGAAGUGCCAAAAUAUAACAUCUUUGAGUCUCUAUCUAUGUGAAAUUGAAACUUAAAACAAAUGGGUUUGGAGAAUUAAUUGA
Molecule: messenger RNA, 273 nt
Organism: Tetrahymena thermophila SB210
Lineage: Eukaryota; Ciliophora; Oligohymenophorea; Hymenostomatida; Tetrahymenidae
Product: kinase domain protein
Exons: 4
Source: RefSeq, a predicted model, not a curated record